Messenger RNA from Cordyceps militaris CM01, 3852 nucleotides. Its product is annotated as cell cycle checkpoint protein RAD17. The transcript has 5 exons. The record is from RefSeq and is a predicted model, not a curated record. Gene Ontology annotation, biological process: DNA repair; DNA damage checkpoint signaling; mitotic DNA replication checkpoint signaling. The coding region runs from base 1 to 3852 and encodes 1283 amino acids. Gene Ontology annotation, molecular function: chromatin binding; oxidoreductase activity. NCBI's taxonomy places the organism in Eukaryota, Fungi, Ascomycota, Sordariomycetes, Hypocreales, Cordycipitaceae.
AUGGCUAGCAUGCUGUCCUUCUCAUCAGGCCCCGUGUCCACGUCUGGGCCCGAGGCUACCGCCGCAACGACUGUCGCCAUCGAGGCGCUUCCCGUGCAAGACAUCGAGGCAGACCAAGACCGCCGAGGUCGUUUGCUCAAGCAUCUGCUCAAGGCCAACCACGUCAACUAUGCCGUGGUGUACAAGAACCUGCAGCUUAAUAACGUCAAUUCUCACAAUCUCUGCGCGGCCUAUAUUCUUGGCGCCAAUGAGAACCAUCUCGACAACAUCUACAAUGAGCAGAUCAAGGACCUGGAGCCCUGGACCCCAUCCCCCGCCGAGGUUAUCGACGAGGACUGGAAGGACUUUGUGGGCGACCGCAAUUACCAGCGCGCUUUUGUCGACUUUUACGAGGACAAGCUUGCUUUCAAAUUUGCCUACGACUGGAAGCAAGAAAUGCAGGACGUCUUGACGGACGGUGACAAGCCACUAAUAAACUGUCUGAUCGGUGCAUUUGGCCAUCCCCUCAACCAUCUGGCACUGGCUUAUGAAAUCAAGAGCAGGGCCCUCUCCAUGGAAGCUCUGAGUCUCACCUGCAUCCAUUACAAUGCGCUGCACAAGUACCUCGACGAACCCCGCUACACCAAGCCCUCAACAUCACCAUCCCUGUCUCUUCAAGAACUCAUCUUGCGACUGGCAAAAGACGAAAGACUUCAGGGCAUUGUAAGGCAAGACGAGCACGAUAGUCUCGAAUCACUCUUCUCACAGCAUGAAGAACUGAUCCUAGAGUACUGGAACGCCUGGCAAAUUUUCGAUGCAACAAGGCAGUUCCAAGACCUGCAACAGACUGCGGUAGCUCUGUUUGCAUCGUCCGGAGUCAAGUCUUUCAGUUUUCUCACAGCGCAACUCUUAGCCACCAGCAACUCGAUACGUAUUCUCUUACCAUAUAUCCCCGCUAAAUUCCACGUAUCUCUGCUGCGGCAAUGGUGGCUUCUGGCCAUUGCUGUCUGCUUGCUGACUGGAGGGCCUGAGCCGAACCCAGCCAAUAUUGAGAAAGAUACAAGCGGCCGGACCUGGAAGCACGUUGUCGACAAGGCGAUAAACGGCCCUUACUUGGCAGAUGCCAGUUACAUCAAAGCCGUUCGAGCCAUUAGGGAAGCCGCAUCAACGUGGGGUGACGCCGACGAUCUAUACCUACGCUCUGCUCUUACAUUUGUAGACAACUUUACAGAGUACUUGGUCAAUACCACACACCUUACCGAUGCCCAAUUCACGGUAAUGGCCCCGCCAGCGAAGCGCCGCCGGCGGAACACGCUCGAUUCGGACCCCGAUCACGAUGACGACGCGGACUACGACGACGGGCCGCCCCCCUCGCGCGCCAACACUCUCACCAACUUCCUCCUCUCUUCCCCGAGCUCUCCCACGAAAUCACGCGUGGCGACCACGACCGCGUCUCCGAGCCCAAGCAAAGGCCGUGGCGCCGUCACAUCCCGCAACGGCACCAGCCCCCGGAAGAACUCACAGUCCAGCGCCAGCCCCCGCAAGACGCGAGCCGCGAGCCGCGGUAGCGACGAAAAGGGCAAGAGCGGCGACCUGAAGCUGCUCUUCUCCAAACAGGCGCAGCGCACGUCCAAGGCCCUGCCGCCGCCGUCCGGGGGUGACGACAAGAAGGCGCUGCCACUCGACGACAUCAUCAGCGACCCCAUCUCGGAAGAGGACGAGAUUUCGGACCUCAAGGCGAGCUCGUCGAGCCUGGUCGGUCAGCAUGCUGCGCGCAAACGACAACGAGGCUUGGGGAAGACUGUGUCACUGGACACGACGACGUCCAGUCAGCGAUUCUUGAAGCCACCGCGGCCGAACAAGACCGACGACGACGACGACCGCCGCCCCUGGUCUGAGCGUUUCGGCCCACGUAGUCUCGACGAGUUGGCAGUACAUAAGAGGAAGGUGUCUGAUGUUAGGCGAUGGCUCGAUGAAGUGGUCAGCGGCAGGAUGCGACAACGCCUGCUCAUCCUCAAAGGUGCAGCAGGAGCGGGUAAGACGACGACGGUCCGUCUGCUAGCCAAGGAAAUGGGCUACGAGCUUCUCGAGUGGAGGAACCCCGUCGGUAAUGCAGGUACCGGAUUUGUGUCAGCAUCAGCCCAGUUCCAAGAAUUUCUUGGCCGUGGAGGCAAAUUUGGCGCCUUGGACCUUGACAGCCCGUCACCGACUUCAAAUGCGCCUAGUAACGCAAACGCAAACGCGGACAACGACAAGCGAAUCAUGCUCAUCGAAGAGUUUCCCAACACAUUUUCCAGAUCCUCUUCCACCCUGUCAUCCUUUAAAGGAGCGCUGCUACAGUUUCUAUCCAGCCAUGUGCCGUCAUUGUCCAUGUUUUCGCAACCCGGGCGGCGGGAGCCGAUCAAGCCGGUCAUUCUGGUCAUUUCGGAAACGCUACUCACGACAACCUCGGCAUCUGCUGACAGUCUAACAGCGCAUCGUCUGCUGGGGCCUGAAAUCUUAACCCAUCCUGGCGUCGGUGUGAUUGAAUUUAAUGCCAUUGCCCCUUCAUUGUUGGCUAAGGCGUUGGAGCUUGUUGUUCUGAAGGAGGCAAGGAAAUCAGGUCGGCGCCGAACGCCCGGUCCGAUGGUCUUGAAGAAACUGGGGGAAAUCGGAGAUGUCCGUAGCGCCAUUUCAUCCCUCGAGUUUCUGUGCCUCAAAGGAGACCAAGACGCUGAUUGGGGCGCCAAAGUCGCCUUUACGAAGCAGAAGAAGAGCACCAAAGAUGGCAUCAGCCUGACGCAGGGCGAGCAAGACAGUCUGGAAUUGAUUUCUCAGCGUGAAGCGAGUCUGGGCAUAUUUCACGCUGUUGGUAAAGUCGUAUAUAAUAAACGAGAGGAAAGGGCGUCCGGUGAUGCUGCAGAAAUCCUGCCCAAGUACAUAUCUCAACACUCGCGACCGCAAAAGUCGCAAGUAUCAGUCGACACUCUGAUUGGAGAAACGGGGACAGACACGCACACCUUUAUUUCGGCUCUGCAUGAGAAUUACAUACUUUCCUGCGAGAGCACUGGCCCGAUGGAUCUUUCUACACCGAUGGACUACGUCAACGAAUGUAUCGAGCAUCUAUCACUCAGCGAUCUCAUGUGUCCUUCUCAGGAUGUCUUCUUUGGCGGUCGAGGUGGCUUUGCUGGCCGAGACUCAGGCAACCACAUGCUUCGACAAGACGAAAUGAUGUUCGAGGUGGCUGUUCGCGGCAUGCUCUUCUCGCUCCCCAACCCGGUCAAGCGCAAAACGAUAGGCAUGGCUAGAAGCACCGACGCCUUCAAGAUGUUUUACCCCGCGAGCCUGAAGCUCUGGCGAGCGAAGGAGGAGAUUGGCGGCCUCAUUGACGUGUGGUCCUCGCGCCUACUCAGAGGCGAAGACCAGAUUGCGACGAAGGAACUGACGGCCGGCGCGAACGCAUUCCGUCGCGCCCCAGCCCUCGCCUCUUUGGCCACGCCGUUGAGCCAAGCCAGCCAGAUGUCCUCAACAAAACGGCAAGAGUCCACCGCAGAAGACGACAGCUACACUCCCAUGCUAUCACUGGGCAGCGCCGCCCGCCGAGAGUUGUUACUCGAGAGACUCCCCUACACGGCGCAGAUUGCUCGCGCGCGGAGAAGCGGUCCGAUGCGCGAGCUGGAGAAAAUAGUCUCAUUCAGCGGCAUUGCCGGCUCCAACGACGAGGAAGAGGACCUGGACGAAGAGGCCGGUAUGGCAACGGGCGAGGCGUGGGCAACGGAUAAGCCGUCUGAGGAAACGAGUCCGCGCAAGAAGCGCCAGGGCAUCAAAUCAGGCGCUGUAACGAGCAUGCUGGCGCAGAAACUGGUGCUGAGCGAUGAUGAUAUCGAGGACUAG